This is a messenger RNA of Trichoderma atroviride IMI 206040, 897 nucleotides long. RefSeq lists its product as uncharacterized. Gene Ontology annotation, biological process: proteolysis. Lineage: Eukaryota; Fungi; Ascomycota; Sordariomycetes; Hypocreales; Hypocreaceae. The record is from RefSeq and is a predicted model, not a curated record. Gene Ontology annotation, molecular function: aspartic-type endopeptidase activity.
CAGACCCUCGAACUCCUCCCUGAUACAGGCUCCGGGGACUUCACCAUUGAAUCGGACCUCUUGGCAGCGUCUCUACGCGGAACCGGCCCCAUCUACAGCCCCGGGUCCUCGUCCACGGCGCGUCAGCUGCCGGGAUACACCUACUCAGAAUGCUACGGCAGCGGAUACUGCGAUUCCGGCAUUGUCUACACCGACGUCUGCACUCUGGGCGAUGUCACAGUCACAGGGGUACCUAUCCAGGUCGUCAACAGUGCGUCGUCUAAGGGAGGAGACCAAACGGGCAACGUAGGCCUGAGCUUUGGAACACCACAGGCUGCGAACCCAAGGGGUCCUUCAGGCUUUCUCUGGUCCAUCCGAUCAGCUCUCGACUCCGGCGUCUUCACUGUCGCAUACGAUGAUUCGACCAACUCGGGCGAGUUCGAAUUCGGAUAUGUCGACCCUUCAAAGUUCACCGGCGCCAUGGCCUACGCGCCCCUCGAUGUCUCGUCAUCCAGCGGCGGCGAAUGGAUCACAGAAUUUUCGGGCUUCAUCGUCAACGGCACCUUCAUCAUCUACAGCUGGCCCGUCAUCCUCGACACAGGCACUGGUGGCUCCGGCGUGCCCCGAACCCUGGCCGACUACUACUUCUCCCAGGUGCCCGGCUCGACAUGGAACAGCGCCUGGAAUCAGUACCAAUAUCCGUGCUCCGAGAGCCUGCCGGACCUGACGAUUGGUAUCGGAGCUGUCACCAAGUUUACCCUACCGGGAAGUGGCCUGGUGGCGUUUUCCCUGGACGGCACCAACUGCCUUUCUAAGCUGGGCGUCAGCAACAGUUCCCCUUAUUUUUUUGCCCAGAACCUCAUGGAGGAACUCUUCAUCGUCUUUGACUUUGACAAUGCCCAGAUUGGCUUUGGUGAA